AUGAACGACGGCAGGCAGCGUCAGUGGGUAGCGGCGGCGGCCGUGGCGGAAUCCAGGAAGCGGAAGGAGAGGGACGUCGCCGCCGAAUUCCGGCGGGUCCACCUGACGACGAGGCACGAGCCGCCGCCGCCGGCGCAGAAGUCUCCGGCGGCGGCGGGCGGCGGCGGAAACAGGCUGCUGGCAGGGUACCUGGCGCACGAGUUCCUCACGUUGGGGACGCUCUUCGGGCAGCGGUGGGACCCCCCGGCUGCCGUGAAGCCGCCGGCGCCGCCGCUUCGGGCUGUGGGGAAGAGCGGUGCUCCCCCGCCCCCGCCGUCGGCUGGGGAGGCGAAGCAGGGGAAGCCGCCGAGUGGAUACGCUGAGGUGGCGUGCCUUUUGAAGGCGGAGGGGGCCCACAUACCCGGAAUCGUCAACCCGACACAACUGGCUCGAUGGCUCCAGAUGUGA
Molecule: messenger RNA, 447 nt
Organism: Spirodela intermedia
Lineage: Eukaryota; Viridiplantae; Streptophyta; Magnoliopsida; Alismatales; Araceae
Source: the annotation of a GenBank genome assembly